GGUCCCGGGACAGCGGGCCCCGCCUGGGAGCCAGCCCCCCGCCGCCGCCGCCCCGCAGGGCUGCCCCCGCUGCCUCACGGCCCCCACAGCCACCAUGAAGAAGGAGGUGUGCUCCGUGGCCUUCAUCAAGGCUGUGUUCGCCGAAUUCCUGGCCACCCUCAUCUUCGUCUUCUUCGGCCUCAGCUCGGCCCUUGAGUGGUCAGAGAAGCCCAGCAUCCUCCAGAUCGCGCUGGCCUUUGGCCUGGCCAUAGGCACCCUGGCCCAGGCCCUGGGGCCCGUGAGCGGCGGCCACAUCAACCCUGCCAUCACACUAGCCCUCUUGGUGGGCAACCAGAUCUCCCUGCUCCGGGCUGUCUUCUACGUGGUGGCCCAGCUGGUGGGCGCCAUUGCUGGGGCAGGCAUCGUCCGUGGGCUGGCACCAGACAAAGUCCGAGGCUUUCUGGCUGUCAACGAGCUCAAAAACGACACAACAUCAGGCCAGGCCGUGGGGGUGGAGCUGAUUCUGACCUUCCAGCUGGCACUCUGCAUCUUCUCCUCUACCGACCCCCGUCGCACCAGCCCUGUGGGCUCCCCGGCCCUGUCCAUUGGCCUGUCUGUCACACUGGGCCACCUUGUAGGGAUCUAUUUCACCGGCUGCUCCAUGAACCCAGCCCGCUCUUUCGGCCCCGCAGUGGUCAUGAAUAAGUACAGCCCUGCACACUGGGUAUUCUGGGUGGGACCCAUCGUGGGGGCUGCCCUGGCUGCCAUCCUCUACUUCUACCUGCUCUUCCCCAAUUCCCUGAGCCUGCGUGAGCGUGUGGCUGUCGUCAAGGGCACGCACGAGCCUGAAGAGGACUGGGAGGAGCAGAGGGAGGAGCAGAAGAAGACCAUGGAGCUGACUGCCCACUGACCAGCGUCAGGGGCCAGGCCCUCGCCUAUGAACUGCAGGGGAGGGGGGGGGGACUACACACACACACACACACACACACACAGCAAAGCUUCCUUCCCCCACAGCUGGGUCCUCUGGGCUGGGGAGGAGGUAUUGGCUCCCCAGGCUGCAGUUAGAAUUGGAGCGGGAACCCAUGAUAGGACUCUUGGGGUGGGGGUCAGGAGCUGGGGUCUGAUAGGAGGGAGGUGUCUCACUGAGACAGGACAGGCUGCUGCCAUGAGUUCAGACCUCAGAGAUUGGGAACACAGCACCAAGCUCUCAGGCUGCCCCAGGGGGAGGCCAGGAAGCGAUGGCCUGCAUUCUUCACCCCCCACUCUCCCAGCCCCUCCUCAAGAGCCAGAGGGAGACAGCUCCUUAGGAGGGAGGCAGUCGGGUUCAUUUAAUGCUGCCUUAUUUAUUUCUGCUUAUGGAUGUGUGGGCUGCUUGGAGUGGGGGCUUCCCAGUAAACCACUGACAUUCAUAUUCUGCCUCAUCUCCCCCUAGAAGCCUCUCCUUGGACACUUAGGCCCAUCAACUCUCCUCUUUGUCACCCUACACCUUCCCCCAAUGGCUCCACAGUCCUCUAUGGAAAGACAGGGAAGCUGAGGCCAGGGGAGGCCUAGAGUCAGAUAUGGGGGUGGGAAGAGCAAGAGAGGGGUUGGGGAGAGGGAGAGGGACCAAAUAUAGAAAGAGUUAGAGGUCAGGAAAAGGCAGUGGGAGAGAGAAGGAGGCAUCCUCUUCACUCAGUCUCCCGCCUGCACACCCCUCCCACCUCAGCUAUGUCCAGUCCCUGCCACUUGAGGAGGGUAUGACAGGCAGGGUGGAGGAGAAGUGAACCAGCCUGCAGCCCCGUCAGAUGCCAAGGGGGUGACCAGCCAGGUCUGUCAUCAGGAAGGAGGCACAGGCCUGGACUCCCCUCUUUACACCUCAGUGUUCCAAAGAGGAGCUAUGCUGGGAGCCUGUGCUCAGAGACAGCAGCAGCACCCCUGCCCCCACCACACACACACACACACACACACACACACACACACCCAGAAGCUGCACCUGGCCUACCUCUUUUCUGGCCUCUUCCCAGUCUCUGCAGGCCAGUGUCCCUACCAUCUUCCCUCUAGGCCCACAGCUCUGCCCUCACCGGCUCUUGUCUCCUUGCCACUGACCCACUGACAUUCCUUAGGAAACUGCCUUAAUUCACCAAACCUCCAUCUAUUAAGCUAUAAAAUGAGGAUUAAAACUGCUUCCUUCAGAGUGUUGUGGGGAUCAGAUGAGAUGAGAGAGUGAGAUUCCUAGGACCCGUCUGCUGUCUGUGGGGAAAGGGUGGAAUGCUGAUGAGCAGCUCAGGACACUGCAUCAUAGUUAAGGAGCCUGACCUGGGGUCCAAGUGCUGAUGCACAACUUUGGGUAACAUAAACUCUCUGAGUUCUAAUGACCUCAUCUGUAAAAUGGGGCCACUUGUACUCAUGGGUGGUUGUGAGGACAAAAUGAGACAAUGGUUGGAAAUAAAACCUUUGUGCAAACAGG
This is a messenger RNA of Molossus molossus (Pallas's mastiff bat), 2425 nucleotides long. It is a transcript of the gene AQP5, whose product is annotated as aquaporin 5. Gene Ontology annotation, cellular component: plasma membrane; apical plasma membrane. The record is from RefSeq and is a predicted model, not a curated record. The coding region runs from base 95 to 889 and encodes 264 amino acids. NCBI's taxonomy places the organism in Eukaryota, Metazoa, Chordata, Mammalia, Chiroptera, Molossidae. Gene Ontology annotation, biological process: transmembrane transport. Gene Ontology annotation, molecular function: water channel activity. The transcript is spliced from 4 exons.